Electrophorus electricus (electric eel) is the source of this 2230-nucleotide messenger RNA. Lineage: Eukaryota; Metazoa; Chordata; Actinopteri; Gymnotiformes; Gymnotidae. The record is from RefSeq and is a predicted model, not a curated record.
GGGGGGAGGAACAAGCAGACGUAGCUAGUUAACCUAUCUACAUGCGGGGGACAUUCGCUGCUGACGUGUAGAAAUUUACUUGAAUUGUCCAGUAAGCACAGGACAUCAUGGGCAAACGAAAAGCUCCAGAAUUAUACCGUGCCCCCUUCCCUCUCUACACGGUUAAAAUUGAUCCCAAAACUGGACUUAUCAUUACUGCUGGAGGAGGUGGGGCAUCUAAGACAGGAAUUAAGAAUGGUGUGCACUUCCUGAGUUUUGAGCUGGUUGGCAGUCAGCACAGCGCCACUCUGCUGCACUCCCACGACACAGGGAUAUGUGCCACUAUGAACAUGGCGCUGGGAGGAGACGUGAUCGCUGCAGGACAGGAUGGCAACUGCAGCUUGAUGCAGUUCAGACAGCGCGCACGCAAAGAAGCCCGACCAACUGUCACAAAGGACGGAGCGGGGGAGCAGGGUGGUACCAGGAGGCGAGGGGGGAAGGGCCAGAAUGGCAACAAGGGUGGUGAUGUGUCACGGACGAAGGACGAUUCCCUUCAGGUGUUGGUGGAGGACAUCGGGACGGUGCAGUCCGACCUUAGCCCUCAGGACCCAGUGCAGAAGUGUGUGUGCUUCAGCUCUGACCUGAAGCUGCUACUGACAGGAGGGGCUGACGGCUUUAUCAGAGUGUGGGAGUUUCCUUCCUUGAAGGAGAAUUUGAAAUUCAAAGCUCAUAAGGAUGAAGUAGAAGAUUUACACAUCAGCCCUGACAACAAGCAUAUUGUGACAGUAGGCCGAGAUUUUGCAUGUAAUCUGUGGAGUGGCGAUCAACUGGCACUGGGUUUAUGCUGGCAUGAAAACAUGCCCCAUAUCACUCAGAAGAUGUAUCGCUCCCAGUCAUGUCGGUUUGCUAAGGUUGAGGAUCAAAAAGAUGCGCUGAGGCUGUAUACGGUCCAGAUUCCCCACAAGCGAGAGCGUAAGCCGCUGCCGUGCUACCUCACCAAAUGGGAUGGAAGGAGCUUCCUGCCCCUGCUCACUAAACCAUGUGGCAAUGAAGUCAUAUCCUGUAUGAAUGUGAGUGACUCUGGUACAUUUCUUGGCCUUGGCACGAUCACGGGAUCAGUAGCCAUUUACAUUGCUUUCUCUUUGCAGAGGCUGUACUAUGUACAGGAAUCUCAUGGCAUUGUGGUGACAGACUUGGCCUUCCUGCCUGAUGACCCUAAAAGCAAACCCGCAAAAGGAAAUAAUGAAGUGGCAAUGUUGAGUGUUGCUGUCGACAGUCGCUGUCAGUUGCAUUCAGUGCGCACCCGGAGAUCUGUUCCACUGUGGCUGGUGCUGUGUCUCUGCGGCUUGCUGCUGUUGGGUGUCGUGCUGCUCUUGCAGCAUCUCUUCCCAGGGUUCAUUUAAUGCUGAACUCAGUCAGGGAGGGGGUGGGUGGGAAGCAGCCCACCCUCUCUCACCACCAAUCUAAUCUUCAGCAGCAGCUCCAAGUUCACAGUGUAUACCAAAAUGACUAGAACACAAACUACUGGGAUAUGGAAUAGUUCCACUAAUGAGGACAAUUCUGACACUGAAAAUUGCAGUAGCAAUGUUUAUCACACGAAUAAUCAUCUCUGGAACAUACGUUUGUGCUCUAAAUAUUCAUGGAUGAAGAACUGGGCUUUUACUUGGAAGUGGAGCUGUUUACAUUUGGAUCAUCUUGAUGAUGCAUAUUUGACAGACUGAACCAAGAGGAAAGGAGAACGCCCCCUCUGCUUUCGAUGGUCUUAUGGGUGUCUGUUCAUCCAGCAGACACGAUGUAACGCCCCUAAUGUUGAGCCAUCAGGACAUGUAAUGACACGGAAGGACAAAAAUACAUUAUUUUUAGUGGGGGAAAAUGUAUUAACUUAUAAAAACAUUUUUCUCUCAAUGUGUCUCAGGUGACUUGAUCACUAUAAUGCUCUGACCCAACAGAUGAAAAAGCAUCCUCUGUUUACCAUGUACAGCUAGAACAAGGAAUCAAAUGCGGUUUAUAAAGGAAUAUAAUACAACUACACAAUAUAAAUUUAACUUAAAUGUAACUUAUUUAUGGCAGAACACAAGUGAUGUUUUGUUCCCUCUCACAGUCCCAACAAUGCAUUUUAACUGAAUUGGUUUAAUCCCUUUUUAAAAACAUCUUUCCAUAUUUGUUUGUCAUAAUUGACAUAAAACUGAGCUAAUGAAAAAUAAAUGUGAAUUACAUGCAUUAUAAGCAAAACAAAAAAAAAAUUGUUAAA